Myripristis murdjan (pinecone soldierfish) is the source of this 4232-nucleotide messenger RNA. RefSeq names its product ras/Rap GTPase-activating protein SynGAP-like. The transcript is spliced from 17 exons. The coding region runs from base 73 to 3654 and encodes 1193 amino acids. The record is from RefSeq and is a predicted model, not a curated record. NCBI's taxonomy places the organism in Eukaryota, Metazoa, Chordata, Actinopteri, Holocentriformes, Holocentridae. Gene Ontology annotation, biological process: regulation of GTPase activity.
CGAAGGUUGAAGGGUUCCAUCAAAAGGGCCAAAAGUCAGCCAAAAUUGGACCGGACGAGCAGCUUCCGACAAAUGAUUUUACCUCGAUUUCGAAGUGCAGACCAAGAGAGGACGCGCCUGAUGCAGAGCUUCAAAGAAUCCCACUCCCACGAGUCCUUACUUUCUCCUAGUAGUGCUGCAGAAGCUUUGGACCUAGUUUUGGAUGAAGAUGCCAUAAUAAAGCCUGUCCAUUCCAGCAUUUUAGGGCAAGAAUACUGCUUUGAGGUGACCACCAGUUCAGGGACAAAAUGUUUUGCAUGCCGUUCGGCGUCAGAGAGGGACAAAUGGAUUGAAAAUCUGCAGCGAGCUGUCAAACCUAACAAGGAUAACAGCAGAAGGGUGGACAAUGUGCUUAAGUUGUGGAUCAUUGAGGCCCGAGACCUUCCCGCGAAGAAACGUUACUAUUGUGAGCUGUGUCUGGAUGACAUGCUCUAUGCACGCACCACCAGCAAGCCCCGCACAGACACGGUCUUCUGGGGAGAGCAUUUCGAAUUCAACAAUUUGCCUACCAUUCGUAGCCUUCGUUUGCACCUCUACAAAGAAACUGACAAAAAAAGACGUAAGGAAAAAAGCACAUACCUUGGCCUAGUUAGCAUCCCCAUCUCUAGCAUCACGGGCAGGCAGUUUGUGGAGCAGUGGUAUCCGGUGAUACAGUCCAGCGUUUUGGCCAAAAGCGGCGGUGUCGGAAGCGGCAAAGUCAUCAAUGCCUCACUUCGUGUCAAGUCUCGCUACCAGACAAUGAGUAUCCUCCCGAUGGAGCUGUACAAGGAGUUUGCUGAGUACAUUACCAAUAACUACCGAACACUGUGUGCAGUUCUGGAGCCGCUGCUGAGUGUCAAAAGCAAAGAGGAGGUGGCUUUCGCCCUGGUGCACAUCCUGCAAAGCACAGGGAAAACCAAGGAGUUCCUAUCUGACAUGGCAAUGUGUGAGGUGGAUCGAUUCAUGGACCGUGAGCAUUUGAUCUUUCGGGAGAACACCCUCGCUACCAAGGCUGUGGAAGAGUACCUCAAAUUGAUAGGUCACAGAUACCUCAAAGAUGCUAUAGGUGACUUCAUUCGAGCCUUAUACGAGUCUGAGGAGAACUGUGAGGUGGAUCCCAUGCGCAUCCCACCGUCAGUCCUGGCUGACCAUCAGGCCAAUCUGCGCAUGUGUUGUGAGCUGGCGCUCUGCAAGAUAAUCAACUCUCUUUGCAUCUUUCCCCGGGAGCUGAAGGAAGUCUUUGCCUCGUGGAGAGCCAGAUGUGCUGAACGUGGAAGGGAGGAUCUUGCCGACAGCCUCAUCAGCUCCUCCUUCUUCCUCCGCUUCAUGUGCCCCGCCAUCAUGUCCCCCUCCCUCUUCAACCUAACGCAGGAGUACCCCGCCGAGCGCACCUCCCGCACACUCACACUCAUUGCCAAGGUGAUCCAGAACCUGGCCAGCUUCAGCAAGUUUGGCCCCAAGGAGGAAUACAUGUAUUUCAUGAAUGAGUUCUUGGAGAUGGAAUGGGGCUCCAUGCAGCAGUUCCUGUACGAGAUCUCCAACAUGGAGACGGGAGGAAACGUCGGGGGGUUUGAGGGCUACAUCGACCUCGGCAGAGAGCUGUCGAUGCUCCACAGUUUGCUGUGGGAGGUCAUGGGCCAACUCAGCAAGGAUGCAAUUCUUAAACUCGGGCCUCUGCCACGGCUGCUGAACGACAUCAGCGUCGCCCUGAGGAACCCUCAGCUCCACAUGCCAGCGAAUCACCAGCCAGACCGACCGAAGGACAGACUUUUCUCCCGGCCAUCGUUCAAUCGCAUGAUGUCCUCUGAUUUCCAAAGCCUUAUGAUGCGCGAUUUAAACAGUUCAAUAGACAUUUCCCGCCUUCCCUCCCCGACAACUGGAGUAUCAGCUGUGGAAGCCCUCUCAUCUCAUCUCAACAUGAGGCGCCACGCAGAACGAGACCUCCGCUCAUCGAGGGAAGUCUUCUACGUGACCCGCCCACCCUUGGCUCGAUCCAGCCCCGCGUACUGCACAAGCAGCUCCGACAUCACUGAACCCGAUCCAAAGGUCCACAGUGUGAAUAAAAGUGUAUCCAUGAUGGAUCUUCAGGACUCCCGUAUGAACAGCAUUUCCAACCUAAACUCUGUGGGAGACAUGCUCACCUCCUCUCAAGCCUCUAUUGCUGGCCUGGGCCACAGUUUUGGAAACCUCGGUGGUCCGCUUCGUAUGGGAGGGCAUAUGCCCACAGGCUCAGGGGGCUCCGGUUUGAGGCUGAGCCAGAUGGGCCAUAUAGGGGGGCCCACUGAGUCUCUCUCUCAACAGCAGCAGCAGGCAGCAGCGGCCAUGCAUUUCCCCCUGUCUUUCCAGAACCCUCUAUUCCAUCUGGCUGCCCAGAACUCCCCAUCUCAAUCUCAGCAACCUCCCCCUCCCCUCCUGCUCGCCCCAGAGCCUGAAAAUGGCCACCAUGACUAUCAACCAGCCUUUGGCAACAGCGCUUUCUCCCGCAGCGAGGACUUGUCUGCCCUGCGGGCACAGAGCAGUCUGGUGCAGCCCAGCAUUGUCCACUCACACAGCUACAGUGAUGAUUUCACCCGACAGAAUCAGAGCAACGACUACGCCUGGCACCAGCUGUCACUGCAGGUGCAGGACUCUCUCCAGCAGCAGCUCCUAAUGGGUAUAACACCUCAGACAGCCACCGGGACAGGCACCCCCGCUUCUUUGGCCACGCCUCCCACUACUGUCCAUCCUGUUCGCCAGACAUCCAUCGCCCCACCGCACCUCAAGUCGCAGCGCUCCAUCAACACUCCAGUGACAGCCACCCCUCCAAAGGCUCGUCCCCAGAGCAGGAACAUCCUCCUCGAAUCUCCAGACACAAAUUUCGGCGGCAGUCAGCCAAUAUCACGUAAAUCUCAACAGACACAACAACAACCACAACAGCAGCAACAUCAGCAGCAGCAACAACAACAGCAACAGGAGCAGCCGCAGGAGACACAACUGUCUGUCACAGACAGUCCUGCUCCUGGGCUCCCCUACCAGACAAGCUCUGUCAGAGAAAACCAGGGCCCGCCAGAAGCUGCAGAGGAGUUGACAGACACACCUUCAAAAAGCACCAAGAAGCCUCAACAGUCACAGCUGAAGCCUCCACAGCAGCAUCUGCUCAAGCCAGUUGUCAACAAACAGGGUUCUCAGUCUACCUUGAACACCCCUACCCUCAAUGAACGGACAGUAGCGUGGGUGUCCAACAUGCCACAUCUCUCUGCUGACAUCGAGAGCCUGCGGCCUGACAGAGAGGGCCAGCUGAAGGAGUACUCCAAGAGCAUGGAUGAAUCACGACUGGAGAGGGUGCGGGAGUAUGAGGAGGAAAUACAUUCCCUGAAGGAGCGGCUGAAGAUGUCUCACCGCAAGCUGGAAGAAUAUGAGCAGAGGCUCCUCACACAGGAACAGCAGACAAACAAGAUCCUGCAGCAGUAUCAGAGCCGCCUGGAUGACAGCGAGCGCCGUCUAAAGCAGCAGCAAAUUGAGAAGGACAGUCAAAUCAAAGGCAUAAUCAACAGACUCAUGGCUGUGGAAGAUGAGCUGAGAGGGGGUGCCAUUCCUGAAAUUAAGCCUCGAAUCCUCACAGACCAGUCUAUCUAUGGUGGGCACCCAGGAUCCUGACUGCUAGAAGACCGGGUGUGGUUCAUGGUGGUCUGAGUUGAAGAAGACUGAUUUUGAUGUUCCUACAAACCCAAUUAAGAGAAGCUCCGCAGUGAAUCCUGUCUAGAUUUCCCCAGAAACCAACAGGAUUAUCGGAAGGUUUUUUUUUUUAUUAUUAUUUCUUAUUUUUUUCUUUUCUCACAACAUUCUUACAAACUUUGCACAUAUUCCAACUUUGCCUGUACCAGAACUGACAAUCAGUUUAAUGUGUGGAGCAAUGUGUGCAGUGCAUUGUCUACUCUGCACAUAUUGACUUAAAUAUAAGCCAGUGCCACAACAACGGCAAUAUUGAACCUAAUGAGUUUCUUUAUUUAAACAGAAGUAAGAAGAAAUGAAUAAAUCAUUGGAGAGGAAAGGUGGAUUCAUGAUUCCCCCGCUACAGGCAACACAUAUGAUUCUCACUUUAAGUGGCUGGAGGCGAAAUGUAGAAUAGGCUUUUACAAGUGCAGUAACCCCCCUGGCGAUGCCUACGACAAGCAGCAAGCAUGUUGUCAAAUCCUGUUCUGUUUAACUCGCUCACACACAAUGCCCAAGUAAAG